Messenger RNA from Haliotis rubra (blacklip abalone), 3106 nucleotides. Its product is annotated as parathyroid hormone/parathyroid hormone-related peptide receptor-like. Gene Ontology annotation, biological process: adenylate cyclase-modulating G protein-coupled receptor signaling pathway; cell surface receptor signaling pathway. The transcript is spliced from 13 exons. Gene Ontology annotation, molecular function: calcitonin receptor activity; peptide hormone binding. Gene Ontology annotation, cellular component: plasma membrane. The coding region runs from base 90 to 1658 and encodes 522 amino acids. The record is from RefSeq and is a predicted model, not a curated record. NCBI's taxonomy places the organism in Eukaryota, Metazoa, Mollusca, Gastropoda, Lepetellida, Haliotidae.
AGAACGUUGGACAAAGUUGAUCAGAUAGAAUAGUGUUGUGCAAGCCCAAUACAGAACGCCGAGCUGUGUGUGCCUGACUGAACACAGAGAUGAAUAUGGCCAUGUUCCUUCCAUCCUUUAUUUUCUGCAGUUCUGUUCUUUUCAUCUUGACAUUCCCAAACUUCGCCAGCACGACAACAACAAUGGAUCCGACCAGCAAACAGUUGUUUAGGUUGUACCUGGCUAAUGUCACCUGCCAAAAGCGGAUUGCUGACACGAGGGUCCCUUCAACAGGAAUCUACUGCAACAUGACGUUUGACAAUAUCAUGUGCUGGCCUUACACACCUGCAGGAACUGUUGCUAGGCAACGAUGUGCUGACUAUGUGCAUAACUUUAUGACUUCAGCCUACGUCACUCGGCGUUGUAUGGAGGACGGGACCUGGUGGUUCAACCCGCAGGAGAACAAUACGUGGAGCAACUACACCGCCUGCGUGCCACGGCCGCCCAAACAAGUGGAUCCCCUCAUCAAGGAGCACAUAGAGAUAGUGAUGCUGAUCUCCAGGCUCGGCUACAGCAUAUCCCUGGCCAUACUCCUCCUCGCCAUCGUGUUGAUGCUCAUCUUCAGGAGACUACACUGUCAGCGGAACAUCCUCCACGUCAACCUAUUCGUCUCGUUUGCCCUGCGCUCCAUGCUGUGCCUGUUGAUGGAGACGGUGCAAGGGACGGGGACGGAUGUGGAGUCGCGGCAGGCGGGGUCGUCGCCCUCAGUACAGGAGACCCACUGGGAAUGCAAGCUUCUGUUCACCCUCCUUCACUAUGCUCUGGGGGCCAACUACAUGUGGAUCUUCGUAGAGGGUCUCUAUCUUCACACACUCAUCAUUCUAGCUGUGUUCUCACACAAGCGCGUCUUCAAGUGGUACAUACUUCUCGGCUGGCUGUCGCCAUUGCUGUUCGUCAUCCCGUGGGUCAUCGUCAGAGUCUACCUGGACAACACUCUAUGCUGGAACACCCACGAAGGAGGCUACUACUGGAUACUUAAGGCGCCGAUAAUAGCAUCAAUAUUCGUGAAUUUCUUCUUCUUCAUCAACAUCAUCCGGGUCCUGUUCACGAAGCUGAUGGCCAACAACGCCCGCGACCCUCGUCGCUACAGGAAACUGGCCAAAUCCACUCUGGUCCUGAUCCCUCUGUUCGGCGUCCACUACAUCAUCUUCAUCAUCAUCCCAGACGAACUGGCGCCACAACUCAAACUUAUCAAGUUCUAUACAGAGACCAUCUUCAAUUCCUUCCAGGGAGUCAUCGUUGCCUUUUUGUUCUGUUUCCUAAAUGGAGAGGUCCGGGCGGAAAUAAAGAAGAAAUGGGUACGGCAUCGACUGCGAAACGACAGCACUUUGUGCAGCGGUCGGUCGUCAAGGGCGUAUUCCUCCGCGUCCUUCUUCACCCGAUACCGUGGUUCACUGACACAGAACAUCGCAAUGUCGGACAUUGGUCAGUCAUUUACCUCCUCCGUCAACGGUGACAUCACGCAGGACAUUGACGAUACGACGACCCAAAACGGGACGACGAUCACUGUCGGAGGAAUGCAACGUUCAGCUGACGGAAAUGACGUUGUUAAUUUGUCACGUGUUCCAGAAGAAUCAGAGGAGAACACCCCUAUGUUAUUUCAAAAUGGCGUGUCGUGAGUACAGGUGUGACCUUCAAGUACGUUGUUGACUCGAGCUGUGAUAAGGACGAAAAGAACACUGAAACGUCUUCGCAAUCCAGGAUAGAAGUGUGUACAUUCUUCGCGCAAUCUGAGAGGCGUGGAGUAAAUGUUGAAACAGCACAAACAUUUAGUAAGGUAAUAACCUACUAAUCUUACAAUAGAACUCCAGAUUGUGUACAUGUGGUGCACCGAAGGAUAUUGAUAUAUCUAUCCAUAUCCCUCUCAAACUUUGAGUAGUAUACUCAUUCAGUACAUACAUAUCCUGGCCCCAUGUCUGAACCGGAAGUGUACAUAUGUUGAAUCUGUUCGUCUACCCGUUGGCGGUGAUUGCGUCCAUUUUGUUUUAUCACUGUGUAAUUUACAGGAUGCGUUGUCACACACUGCUCAGCAUGUAGUUGCUGUUAUGUCGUGGUUGACUCAUAUGAAACUACAUUAAAUUUCUCAUACCUGAUUUCACAGUGGCGACCAUGUCACCUCACUAUAUACAUUUUCCUCCAUGACAUAGCUUCGCCAUGUUUUACAAGGGUCAUAUUAGCAGGAAGUAUAACCCAAAAUGUUGUCAUUAUUUCUUAGCUUGACGUGUGGUUUGUUUUUAGUCAUUGUGAAGUGUACAACCUGGACGCUACUGGCUCUUUAGAUGGCGGGACAGAACUUAACUGAACGUGUCUUACAAGUAAACUAUAAGUAAGCAUGAUAAACUGGUUUCUGCGAUAGUAAUAUGUACCAUUUAAACGAGAGUACGAAACAGUUGUUUGACUGCAUCUCUCAAAUAAUGAAGACUUUUAUAUUCCACUAUAUUAUACUCCCCCUCUGAUGUUCUUAAUAUCAAGCCAACGUUGAUGUCACAAUAUUUGUAACCUAUUUUCAGACAGAAGAGGCAUGUUUACAGACACAGAAACUGUCAUUUUAAUUUCUCACCCCCCAAAAAUGACGCGUUGGCAAAAUACCACAUACAUGGGUACCCAAUUGCGACAAUUGGCGAUGUUGACGGGUUGAUGACAUGACCCGAAAUGCCGACAUCAUUGUGUUUCUCCUGAUUCGGUGACCAAACGCUUUUGAUGUCUGUGACGUCACUGUGGACAUUCGGUUGCACAGAUGGAUAAUGCGCAGAUGAUCGUCAUCUUGCUGGGUGGUCGCUGUCAGAUGUUGGCCAGUCUGGGUGACUCGUCCCAUUUGUCUGAUCAUGGUCUGCCUGGUACAGCGAAACGUUCUGGCAAUAUUGCUGUUAGAAAACCCUAUCUGCUAUAUUCGUUCUCGGUCUCCUGCUGAUGAUCUUGGCCGUUAACAGGUAUAUCACUAACCAUCUCAGUCGCCUGUGUUUUAUAACAGCACGUGCCUAUCAGGAAGGUGCGAUUUAAUAAAAUCAUGGUUUUCAUGAUAACCCAGGCACGUAGAUGUCGUGUCAUCAGGGACCCAAGGAUACAC